Capsaspora owczarzaki ATCC 30864 is the source of this 1271-nucleotide messenger RNA. RefSeq lists its product as hypothetical. The transcript has 2 exons. The record is from RefSeq and is a predicted model, not a curated record. The coding region runs from base 76 to 1059 and encodes 327 amino acids. Lineage: Eukaryota; Filasterea; Ministeriida; Capsasporidae.
AACGCAUUGAGCGGCUUGAACACUCAGUCUCUCUUUUUGUUGUUUUUUUUCUUCCCCAAAAGCUCAAAACAGAAGAUGCCCGCUCCAGCGUUUGCUCGGGUGGUGCCGCGAAUCCCAACUCAGAAUUCGUUCGAAGCGCUGGAAGGGCUGGAAGGGCUGGACGACAGCGAGACCGCGGCCUUUGUGCAACCCAAGCCAGCGUCGGCCUCACGACAAGAGUCACGCCGUCAGCAGCUGAGGCAGCAGUCGGCGGUGGCUGAGCUGGCAACAGAGGCUGAGCAAGCAACCGCGUCGUCGCAUGUGGCCAUUGCAAUGAAUGACGCCGACAACUCCGACAGCGCCGACGACGACGAGGACACCAGCUCAUCAUGCCAGCCAGUCGACCUCGAACAAGGGCACGCACAGCAUCCGUCUCGCGCAUCUUCCUCGUCGCAGUUGGAUGCGGCAGCACCAGCAGCGGAGUCGCGGUCUCGCGCCAAACCACGACGAAAUAACCGCCAACCCACGACGGCUGAUUCCUCUUCUGCUGCCGCACCGUCCUCCUCCUCCUCCUCCUCCUCCUCCUCCUCCUCUUCCUCCUCCUCGUCGCCCUUCGUCACAGCCAUGCGUGAGCAGACCCGCGACAUGCGCCAAAUAGUCGGCUCGCUCUACGCCUUGCUCUUCACCCGCGUCCCAAUCCUCAACAGACUCUCGCCUCGGAUAGUCAAGAUUCUACUAGCAUGCUUAAUCUUGGACGUCAUCGUGCCCGACGACUAUGAUUUCGAGUCAGAAGACUGGGGCUGCUUUGCCGGCGUAACAGAGGACAAUCCAUUCUGUCCGACGGUCGAGCUCCUGGACGACAUGGAUGAUUUUGUUGGCUCUGUCGCUGCCGCCAUGGACGGUGCCAUGGAGUCGUUUGUAAGCCAUCUGACCGACGAGAUGGACUGGCUGGAGCUCAUUUCCGCGUUCAAGCAACACUUCUUGCCUAAUGUGCAUCCCAUGACCAUGCACGGACUACGGGGGUCCUUGUCAUUCGCUUUGAGCUAUGUGAGGCUCAUAGUCGCCCAUGCUGUUGCGUAAGCCGCCACGAAAAAAAAAAAAAAACAAACAAACAAACCCCCCCCCCUAUUUUUGAUGGAUGUUUCAUUCCCUGUCGACUGGCCCAACCGCCUGUCGGCGUUCACCCUUGUGCUGAGGGUGCCAAAUAUUCGAUACAUGUACAUGAUUGUUUGUACGCAUUUUCGCUGCUUUAGGAUCGUUUGUUAAAAUAUUAAUUGUUGAUUUUUCACGAA